This is a messenger RNA of Hippopotamus amphibius kiboko, 2929 nucleotides long. It is a transcript of the gene FUT8, whose product is annotated as fucosyltransferase 8. Bases 527 to 2254 code for a protein of 575 amino acids. Gene Ontology annotation, molecular function: glycoprotein 6-alpha-L-fucosyltransferase activity; protein binding. The record is from RefSeq and is a predicted model, not a curated record. NCBI's taxonomy places the organism in Eukaryota, Metazoa, Chordata, Mammalia, Artiodactyla, Hippopotamidae. The transcript is spliced from 12 exons. Gene Ontology annotation, cellular component: Golgi cisterna membrane. Gene Ontology annotation, biological process: protein N-linked glycosylation.
CGGCGGCGCGCUCGAGUCCUCCCGCUCAGCUCGCCUUCUGAGCUGGACUGGGCUAGCCCUUCGGCCCACUACUCUGCAUCGCGGGCGCCAGGAAUGUCCCGAGUCCCGAGCGGGUUGCUGCUUUUGCUAAGAGAGCACCCAUGACCCUGAUGGUGUUUCCAUUCACGAUAAAGGGCUCUAUUGCCUUUUUGGAUUAACCGAACAAAUUCAGUUGACAAUUUUAGUGACCCAGAUUCAAGCAGUAAUAUCUUGCAUUGGAGAUAUGUGAUUUCAUCAGCUUCUUAUGUUGUAGGGGAAGAAAGGAUGCAGCGUCCAUGAAGCACAUGACAGUAAAGCUUCCUACUCAUACCACCAGGAGGAUCUCUUGGAAAGAGUCAACACAGGACUACCAGAGAAACUAAAUUGUCUGAAGCAUCAUGUGUUGAAACAACAGAAGGCUACUACCUUUGCACUGGCUAGAAUAGUGACGAUGUUUUCAAUUCUUUAAGCUCCAAGAAUCCAGGGGAGUGAGCUGAAACUCUGAAAAAUGCGGCCAUGGACUGGUUCCUGGCGUUGGAUUAUGCUCAUUCUUUUUGCCUGGGGAACCUUGCUGUUUUAUAUAGGUGGUCACUUAGUACGAGAUAAUGACCACCCUGAUCACUCUAGCCGAGAACUGUCCAAGAUUUUGGCAAAACUUGAACGCUUAAAACAGCAAAAUGAAGACCUGAGGCGAAUGGCUGAAUCUCUCCGAAUACCAGAAGGCCCCAUUGAUCAGGGGCCAGCUUCAGGAAGGGUUCGUGCUUUAGAAGAGCAGCUUGUGAAGGCCAAAGAACAGAUUGAAAAUUGUAAGAAACAAACUAGAAAUGGUCUGGGGAAGGAUCAUGAAAUCCUAAGGAGGAGGAUUGAAAAUGGAGCUAAAGAGCUCUGGUUUUUUCUACAAAGUGAGUUGAAGAAAUUAAAGAAUUUAGAAGGAAGUGAACUCCAAAGACAUGCAGAUGAAUUUCUGUCAGAUUUGGGACAUCAUGAAAGGUCUAUAAUGACGGAUUUAUACUACCUCAGUCAAACAGAUGGAGCAGGUGAUUGGCGGGAAAAAGAGGCCAAAGAUCUGACAGAGCUGGUCCAGCGGAGAAUAACAUAUCUUCAGAACCCCAAGGACUGCAGCAAAGCCAAGAAGCUCGUGUGUAAUAUCAACAAAGGCUGUGGCUAUGGCUGUCAACUCCAUCAUGUGGUCUACUGCUUCAUGAUUGCAUAUGGGACACAGCGAACACUCAUCUUGGAAUCUCACAAUUGGCGCUAUGCUACUGGAGGAUGGGAAACUGUGUUUAGACCUGUGAGUGAGACCUGCACAGACAGAUCUGGCAUCUCCACUGGGCAUUGGUCAGGUGAAGUAAAGGACAAAAACGUUCAGGUGGUCGAGCUCCCCAUUGUAGACAGUCUUCAUCCUCGUCCUCCAUAUCUACCCCUGGCUGUACCAGAAGACCUUGCAGAUCGACUUGUACGAGUCCAUGGUGAUCCUGCAGUGUGGUGGGUGUCCCAGUUUGUCAAAUACUUGAUCCGCCCACAACCUUGGCUGGAAAAGGAAAUAGAAGAGGCUACCAAGAAGCUAGGCUUCAAGCAUCCAGUUAUUGGAGUCCAUGUCAGACGCACAGACAAAGUGGGAACAGAAGCAGCCUUCCAUCCCAUUGAGGAAUACAUGGUGCAUGUUGAAGAACAUUUUCAGCUUCUUGCUCGCAGAAUGCAAGUGGACAAAAAAAGAGUGUAUUUGGCCACAGAUGACCCUUCUUUAUUAAAGGAGGCAAAAACAAAGUACCCCAAUUAUGAAUUUAUUAGUGAUAACUCUAUCUCUUGGUCAGCUGGACUGCAUAAUCGAUACACAGAAAAUUCACUUCGAGGUGUGAUCCUGGACAUACACUUUCUCUCCCAAGCAGACUUCCUAGUGUGUACUUUUUCAUCCCAGGUCUGUCGAGUUGCUUAUGAAAUCAUGCAAACCCUGCAUCCCGAUGCCUCUGCAAACUUCCAUUCUUUGGAUGACAUCUACUAUUUUGGAGGCCAGAAUGCCCACAACCAGAUUGCCAUUUAUCCUCACCAACCUCGAACUGCAGAUGAAAUCCCCAUGGAACCCGGAGAUAUCAUUGGUGUGGCUGGAAAUCAUUGGGACGGCUAUUCUAAAGGUGUCAACAGAAAACUGGGAAGGACGGGCCUAUAUCCCUCCUACAAAGUUCGAGAGAAGAUAGAAACAGUCAAGUACCCCACAUAUCCCGAGGCUGAGAAAUAAAGAUGGACAAGAAAGACAACCAAACUCAGUUCAAACCAUUUGAGCCAAACAGUAGAUGAAGAAGGCCCAAGCCUAACAACUUGUGGUUAAAUGAGUCAACACCUUCCGCACCAGGAGCAGCUGGGAUCUGACAGAUGCUUCACUGGUGGAAUUCCUCUUUAACAAGGGCUACAGUGCCCUCAAACCCAUGCACAGUCAAUAAUGUACUCACGUAUAACAUGCAAACAGGUUGUUUUCUACUUUACCCCUUCUUUCAAGAUUAUGUCCCCAUGAAACAAACACUGCCACAUUGUGUAAUUUAAGUGACACAGACAUUUUGUGUGAGACUUCAAACAUGGUGCCUAUAUCUGAAAGACCUAUGUGAUCUAAUGAGAUAACUUGAAUAGCUCCCUCCUGUGGGGAGCUUGAUUCUUAGCCAGUGGUGGUAUUGUAACCACUGAAUUCACUCCAAUCAACAGAUUCAGAAUGAGAAUGGAUGUUUUUGUCUGGAAUUUUUUUUUUAAGUAAUUGCACCAGUUCAUCCACCUCUUCAUUAAUAAGUGAAGGAUACAACAGAAAAUAAAAUAUUCACACUCCAUUAGGAACUUUUGUAAAACAAUGCCAUGAACAGAUUCUUUAGUACUCAAUGUUUCUGGACAUUCUCUUUGAUAACAAAAAAUAAAUUUUAAAGAGGAA